This is a messenger RNA of Ceutorhynchus assimilis (cabbage seed weevil), 459 nucleotides long. NCBI's taxonomy places the organism in Eukaryota, Metazoa, Arthropoda, Insecta, Coleoptera, Curculionidae. The record is from the annotation of a GenBank genome assembly.
AUGGUGGACACAGAGACUGCUCUUAAAAGUAACAACACCACCAACGCAGACUGCACAAGGGAAAAAGAAACAAUAAUAAAGCUAGUGAAAAUGAUAUGGGCUUCGAAAAAACCAUUAUCUCGCGACUUGGAAGCUACCACGUUAUUUUUAAGACUGAGGCAAGAAUUGUUUAAAACACAACGUUGCCUUCGUCCAAAUAGUGCUAAUGCCGCUAUGAUGGAAGUAAUAAAAGAGCAACAUGCAGAAUCCAGAAAUGAACGGAAAGAAGAAUUCAGUGUUCUUUCAAAUUUAAUGGAAAUGCAAAAUCAACAAAGAGAAAAAUUACAAAAUUUGUUUGAAAAACUGGUCGAUAAAGAAAUUGGAAGAAAAAAAAAAGGUCUGAUCAAGAAUCAGAGUCAGACUAGAAAUUCUAGAAAUAUGUACCCAGCUACCCUAAUGUAUCCAUUAUUUUCUUGGUAA